GGGGCGGGUGGCCGGGUUCUGGGCAGUCUCGGAACUGGGAGUCCUAGCUUUUGUCUCCUGUAUCCGAGCGUACGGCCUAGGGGCAGCUGUCGGGUCCCCUUCACCCGUGCUGGGGGCCUGGGAGCGGGCCCCGGUGGGUGGGGUGGGGUGACAGCUCCCAAGGACUCAGCCGGGGCUUCUAUCAUGGCACCGCUGGCGGCCUUCGGGGGCGCGACCUGGCGUUGCUGCGGCCGCCUCCUCAAACGUCCUUUCUCCCAAGCGGCGCGCCGUGGAGAGCGGCCUGGCGGGGAGGAGCUAAGCCGCUUGCUCCUGGAUGACCUGGCGCCGACCCAGCGGUCGGCCGGCGGUCUGGAGCUUCUGUUUGGCCUGUCCCCUUGUCUCCUGGCUCUGCGGGCCUCCCGCCGUCGCGUGGCCCGGCUCCUGCUCCAGGCCGGCAGGUCCGGGCUGCAGGGGGAGCGGGCCGAGCUGCUCCGCGCGGCUGAGGCGCGGGACAUCCCAGUUGUGCGGCCCAGACGGCAGAAGCUGGACGUCCUGUGCCGCUACCAGGUCCACCAGGGCGUCUGCAUGGAAGUGAGCCCCCUGUGGCCCCGGCCCUGGGCUGAGGCCGGGGAGGCGGGGCCAGGAGACAACCCCCAGCAGCUGUGGCUCGUCCUCGAGGGGCUCCAGGAUCCCCGAAAUCUUGGGGCCAUUCUGCGCUCCGCUCACUUCCUCGGGGUGGAUAAGGUCAUCACCAGCCAGAGAAACAGUUGCCCGCUAACUCCGGUAGUCAGCAAGGCCAGCGCCGGGGCCAUGGAGGUGAUGGACGUGUUCUCCACUGAUGACCUGGCUGGUUUUUUACAGGCCAAAGCCCAGCAGGGCUGGCUCGUGGCUGGCACGGUGGGCUGCCUGGGGCCUGAGAUUUCCCCGUCCUCCGAGAUGCCUGUCACCAGUUGCUUGGAGUUCCUCUGGGACCGGCCUACUCUCCUAGUGCUGGGUGGGGAACGAGGGCUCUGGUCUGUCCCCAGAGGUGCGGGCUUCCUGCCAGCUUCUCCUUACCAUCCUGCCCGGCCGGCAGCUGCCUCGUGGACUCGAGUCCUUAAAUGUCUCCGUGGCUGCAGGAAUUCUUCUUCACUCUAUCUGCAGCCAGAGGAAGGGUGUCCCUGCAGAGGGAGAGAGAAAGCAACUUCUCCAAGACCCCCAAGAGCCCUCAGCCUCAUCUGCAGGGCCCAGAGUCGCACAGCACCCAGGACGGUCCUCAGGCUCAGAAAAGGAGAGGCAGGACGGGGGCUGACUGGGGCUUUCCGAGGCGCGUGUCCUGGAGGGCACACACAUCCGCACGCUGGAAUGUGCCAGAGACUCUUACCUUCUUGCCUGAGUGUGUACCCAGGCCCCUGCUUAUAAACCACUGUUUUGGGAGGCCUGGAGCUUUGUGGUGGAGACCAGAGGAAGUUGUUUCCUGUUUGGGUUUUGGACUUGCAGUGUCUAGGCUGUGCUGGGACAGAGGGUCUCUUUCUUCCCAGACCCUGCCUGGAAAGUGUAGACAUCGGAAGGGAUCAGGCAGCCCAGUCCAGGGGUCCUAGUCCUCUGGGACCAGUGUGACAGUGUAGAGGGAGGCCUGAGCCCUCUUGUGGGCCAGACAGGUGCAAAUCCAGGCUCAAACCCUGCCCCACUGGGGCUUUGAGCACAGGGCUUCAUCUUGUGUCUCCGGGCCCUUGUCUGCACCUCCCUCAGCGCUAUUGUAAGAAUCAAAUAAAACAUCACCUGGUACCCA
Molecule: messenger RNA, 1750 nt
Organism: Camelus dromedarius (Arabian camel)
Lineage: Eukaryota; Metazoa; Chordata; Mammalia; Artiodactyla; Camelidae
Gene: MRM1
Product: mitochondrial rRNA methyltransferase 1
Exons: 5
Coding region: 184-1380 (398 amino acids)
Biological process (GO): rRNA methylation
Cellular component (GO): mitochondrion
Molecular function (GO): rRNA (guanine) methyltransferase activity; RNA binding
Source: RefSeq, a predicted model, not a curated record